GCAGCGAGCAUAAACCAGUUAUUCAAAAAGAUAUCGAUGUUAAAAGACUUGCGGUUUUGUAUCUAAUCUGCAAAAAUAAUUUGAAAAUUAUUAGAAAAGCAGUAUCAGGAAUGUUACCAAAAAAUAGAUUGAGGGAUAUUCGACUCAGUAGAUUAAAGGUUUUUCCAGAAUCCAAACAUUCGUAUGAAAAGACUAUUAUAAAAAGAUAUGACCAAGAAACAAUGUUAUUGGAUGGUAAUAAUGAUCAUUUUUCAAAGAUUUAUAGAAAAGAAUUGAGGAACAAAGAAAGAAGAAUUAGAAGAUUAGAAACAAAAGAGAAAGCCAACACCAUCAAAAACACCAACACAACAAAUUCUUCCUAUCAAAACAAAAUUAAAUAA
This is a messenger RNA of Entrophospora sp. SA101, 380 nucleotides long. Lineage: Eukaryota; Fungi; Glomeromycota; Glomeromycetes; Entrophosporales; Entrophosporaceae. The record is from the annotation of a GenBank genome assembly.